UCCAAGAGGUGGGAGGGCCCAAAAUGGCGCUGCUCCCUUCAGCCUCCUUGCAGUGAGUGGCCAAGAUCCUGAGACGCCCCCUUCGCACACCAGGCGGGCGGAGGGAGGAAAGAAGCUCCCUCUGCGUGCGGCCGUCGCCUCCCGUCCGCACCACCAUGAGCCUGGGUCCUCCCGCCCCGCUCCUCCUCCUCCUCCUCCUCAGCCACCUCCCCCUUGGGGCCCUUCGCCGCCACAGCGUCCUCGGUGUGGCGUGGGGCUCCCAGCCGGCCUCGGGGUGGCGGCCUGCGGGCCGGGCUCGCUGAGCCGCCAAAGGGCGCGCUGUGAAGCAGGCAGGCAGGAGCCUCUUUUCCCUCCCCCUUGCCUUCCUCGCUUCCCCCCCCCCCUCAAGCAGGUGGCACCGAGAGAUCCCAGGCGGCGUUUGGCUCGCCCGCCCGCCAGCCAUUACUCGGCCGGCUCGCCCGUCACCUCUCCGAGCCGCGCCGGCUUCGACUCUUUCAGCCCCGGGGACCUCAAGGGGCUUCCGUCCUCGACGAGAGACCCCCUCUUUCGACAAAGUUUGGGGCUGAGACGGGCGGAGAAAAAGUCGACGGCCAAACUUGUCCCAGCCCGCCGUCUCCUCCUCGCUUUCUGGCGCUUGAGGGGCUGGAGCCUGGCCGCCCUCGGUGAGUCGGGGCUGAUCCAAGAGAGGGACCUUGAUCUGCCUCCCUGGUUGUCGUCGCCAGCCAGCCCUGCUGGGCUCAUCCCAGCCCUCUCUUUCUUCCUCCUUCCUCUAGCACUAUGGAGUUUACUGAAAGGAAGAGGAGCAGGAAAUCCCAAAGCUUUAAACUGAUCAAUCAAGAUUACCCUCAUGAGGUGUACAAGAUACCAGACUACAGUAAUGAUGUUAACGGGGAGACCAAUGAGGUGCAACCAUUUCAUUUAGGAGAUGAAAGCCGGGAAAUUAAAAAACAAAUUACAGGGAUGAGAAGAUUACUGAAUGACAGCACUGGAAGAAUCUAUCAGCGGGUUGGCAAAGAGGGUGAGAAGCUGAAGGAAGAACCCCAGGAUUUAGACUUGGCCUGGACUUCCCGCCUGAACCCCUCUGCAGAACCCCAAGCAAACCUUCAUCCAUCUCCAAGUGGUGCAUGGAAUGAAGUACCUGCUCAGGCGAGCCACUUUUCAGGACAGUAUGGAACCCGUUCCAAAACAUUCCAAAACCAAGCAAGAGCUGUGGGUUCCAAUGGAGAAAUUCCAGUAGCUAAUUCCUCAGCUGGCUCAAACUGUUGCACUUGUAACUGCCAACCAGCAUUGCAGGCCAUUCUUCAAGAGCUUAAGACCAUGAGAAAGAUAAUGCAAAUUCAAGCAGUUGCUGCUCAGAACAGACAUCAACCUUCCAUUCCUUUGGUCAGUGCACAGAAAUCAACAGUGUCAAGGAAGAGAAAUAAAAAGAGAAAAUUGCCCCCAAAGACUAUUGAACCACUUACUGUGAAUAAGAAACCCAGCACUAUUGAAAAUGAAAAAAAGCUAUCAGCAAAAGCUGAAAGGUCUAGCCUGGAAGCAUCUGAAUCUUCUUUGAAAUUGGAGCCACAGGUUUCAGGAUUUGGAAUCGUCCUUGAUUCGUCAGCUUCCGAUCCAGAAGUGCAACUUGCUGAGGGCUUUGAUGUCUUCAUGCCCAAAUCCCAACUGGACUCUAUCUUAGCCAAUUACACUCGCUCAGGAAGCCUGCUGUUUCGAAAGCUGGUAUGUGCGUUUUUUGAUGACAAGACCUUGGCCAACUCCUUACCCAAUGGCAAGAGGAAAAGAGGCCUCAACGAUAACCGAAAAGGACUAGACCAAAACAUUGUGGGUGCAAUAAAAGUGUUCACAGAAAAAUACUGCACUGCAAACCAUGUGGAUAAACUGCCUGGCCCAAGAGAUUGGGUGCAGAUUCUGCAGGAUCAAAUCAAACUGGCAAGAAGACGGUUAAAAAGAGGUUCAGCAGAGACAACAGACUGUGAUGAGAAACUGGACACUUCUCUACUACAAACAGGUAGCCUCUUUGAAGCCACACAUUGUGUGCCAGUGUUUCAUUAGCAGAGCCUCCAUCUUUAAGUCACAGCAGGAUACCAGCAACCUUUUCGAACUACUUCAGUAUCCAUAUUCUACUCCGUCAUGGCCUCAAUCUUUCAUUCUUUUCAUGUUUUUGUAACUGGGAUAACAAAGCAACCAAAUCAGUUCCUUUAUUUUAAAUCAGAAUAGUCAUGUUCAGCAGCAAGGACAGUAUGCAGUUAAUCUGGUAACCACUGUAAAAGAACAGAUUUUAUCUUUAUGAUUGUAUUUUCCCACAUCAAUGUAUACAUGCUGGCUCUUUGUUUCAUCUUCAGUUAAACAAGAAAAACAUAAACAUGGUUAGAAGCCUUUUGUCCUUUUUGGAGGGAGCUCUGAAGGGAAACCCUUCCCCCUUUUGUACAGGACCAAGAAAUUACCAAAUUUUAGUGAAUCCAUUAAUUCUCGUCUGUUCUGGGACUGCCGCCCCCCAAUUUGUGAUUCCUUUCAUUAGGUAAAGAUGGUAAAUUUCCAAACAUUUUGAUCUGAAUCAGAUGCAGUCUCACUGUACUUUGCUGUAAGAACCCCAUUGGUUUUCCUGUGAUGCUUGGUGUCUAGUCCAGAGCAAGUAUGUGAAUGUGAAAGGACUUGUGUUUGAUACCAAGGUUUUCAGACAUUUUACUUUUUAAACUGCAGUCUCCUUCAUCACC
Molecule: messenger RNA, 2714 nt
Organism: Gekko japonicus
Lineage: Eukaryota; Metazoa; Chordata; Lepidosauria; Squamata; Gekkonidae
Gene: BEND7
Product: BEN domain containing 7
Exons: 9
Coding region: 778-2052 (424 amino acids)
Molecular function (GO): DNA binding
Source: RefSeq, a predicted model, not a curated record